This is a messenger RNA of Rhizophagus irregularis DAOM 181602=DAOM 197198, 693 nucleotides long. RefSeq lists its product as uncharacterized. The record is from RefSeq and is a predicted model, not a curated record. Lineage: Eukaryota; Fungi; Glomeromycota; Glomeromycetes; Glomerales; Glomeraceae.
AUGGGUGGUUGUAUUUCUUCUUCUUCACAAAAGCAAGCAAAACUAGAUGUUGGUAUUAGUUCUGCAACAUACUCACAAACAAUAAAUAAAAAACCUGUCAACAACCGUUUUCACGAAAAUGAUAAUGUAAAUGGUUCUCCUACUAAUAAUAAUGCUAAAAAAGCUAAAGUUGUUAAAAAACAAAAAAAGAAAAUUCAUAAAGGUCUUAUCGGCCUUCCUUCUAAUUUUCAACAUACCGGUCAUAUCGGUAUCACCGAAUUGCGUAGUGGUAAAGUUGACCCCGAAAAAAUUAAAAAUCAAAUGGCUGAAGUUGCAGCUGCUCUUAGUUUAGAAGGUUUGAAUAUAGGAUCCACAAUUCCAUCAGCUAAUGAUACCAAUACCAAUAAUAAUGAUAUCAAGAAUCAUGAAACUCCCACGCUUACGUCUAUUUCCUCAGAACAACAAAUUGUUACUGAUAAUAAUAAUAAUAUUAAUAAUAAUAACGAUAAUAACAAUAGACCAAUUUCUCUUCAAAAUGAAUCUCUAUUUAAAGUUAAGAGAAAACCAACUUUAACACCAAUUUCUUCGCCAGUGCAGCAACAACGGCAAUUACCAUCUUCUACAUUAAAUCCUGUAGUUGAUCCAAUGACUGAAAUCGUUGCUGCACUGAAAAUGCCAAUUGAUGGAAAUUUUGAUCAAAAAUUAGUGGUUUAA